AUGUUCAAUGAUAUUCAAAGGCAUGUUCAACAAUGUCCUAAUUGUGCAGUCAACAAACAUUCACGGAGGAAACCUGAUAGUGCUUUAAAACCAUUACCACCACCACGAGGGGUAUGGGUAACAUUAGCUACGGAUUUUCUUACAAUAACACCAUCCUCAAAAACUGGAAAUAAAUAUGUGAUUAUCAUUACUGAUUUAUUGUCAAAAUUUGUGAUUGCCAAACCAACUCGUGAUGAAACAUCAAUCACUGCUGCUAAAUUUUUUGUUGAAGAAGUUAUUCUUAAAUAUGGGGCACCUAUUCAACGAUGUACAGUUGUCAAAAGCGGUUUCAGCAUAUAA
Molecule: messenger RNA, 339 nt
Organism: Didymodactylos carnosus
Lineage: Eukaryota; Metazoa; Rotifera; Eurotatoria; Philodinida; Philodinidae
Source: the annotation of a GenBank genome assembly